Molecule: messenger RNA, 622 nt
Organism: Acaulospora colombiana
Lineage: Eukaryota; Fungi; Glomeromycota; Glomeromycetes; Diversisporales; Acaulosporaceae
Source: the annotation of a GenBank genome assembly
AGCGCAAAACACUCGCUCAGUAACCCCUCAGCUUGUCUGGGCAACUAGCAGGCCGAGCCCGUUUGACCCGGCGCGCGUCUCGUACACCGCCGCUGAAAAAUAUCAAAUCAAAGGCGUGUUCAAAUGGUUCGAGCGAGAAGUGGCACUUGAAGUGGCAAAAAAUCCUUCUCUUGCUAUUACUGAGCCAGUACUAUGUCUGGGUUUAGCUAUCCGGUACGACUUGCCCGUGACGACGGGGCUAGCGCUUCGACAAUUGGUAAAAUGCCCGAUUCACGAUAUUACAACUAACCUUCAGCAUCUCUAUAUCUCGUUCGAGUCAUUGAUUCGACUGCGGGCAAAACGAGUUGACCAAAUGAACACCCUGGUGUUCGAUAUCGAACGAAGUAUAAGCGCAAAAGACAUCACUUACUGUGCCAAACACCGAACGGGUAUAAGGGGUUGGGUCAUAUCAGCGAUCCAUGAAAUUUCUAGGGAACCAAGUUGGGACGCUUUAGAGCGUGGCGUUCAGUCGUCGAAUCGAACGGUAGGAUGCUCUUGCAAGUCGUUCAGCCCAUCAUCAGAAUGGAAGACCAAGGCACUUGCCCUUGAAAUGGAGCUCCUUACACUAGAGAAUGGUACUUAA